AUGCUCAGUGGAGAGGGCUGCAAUGAUCCGAAGUGCACCUUCGCCCACAGCAGGGACGAGCUUCGUAGUACGGAGGAUGUCUACAAGACAUCGAUGUGCACUUCCUUCAGAUACGGGAGGUGCCAGAUGGGCAGCCACUGCCGACACGCGCACUUCGAGAGCGAGCUUCGACAACGCAAGGACGAACGAACAGGGGACGAUCAGAGCGUAAGUAAUUCCCAUUACUUUCUGCCCUUAGCAUAA
Symbiodinium natans is the source of this 243-nucleotide messenger RNA. NCBI's taxonomy places the organism in Eukaryota, Dinophyceae, Suessiales, Symbiodiniaceae. The record is from the annotation of a GenBank genome assembly.